Messenger RNA from Apis cerana (Asiatic honeybee), 3794 nucleotides. Its product is annotated as beta-1,4-glucuronyltransferase 1. The record is from RefSeq and is a predicted model, not a curated record. NCBI's taxonomy places the organism in Eukaryota, Metazoa, Arthropoda, Insecta, Hymenoptera, Apidae.
UUUUUUAUUUUUUAAAUCGUCUUUAUAAAUAUAAAUCUUCUAUAUUUGUUUUUAUUGUAUAAAUUCUAAUAUAUACAAUUACAAUAUAUAAAAUAUAUACAAUAUACAAUAUACUAACAAUAUGUAUAAAUAAAUUUAAUUUUUUAAUUUUAAAUUUUAAAUUUAAUUUAUAUUUAAAUCCAUUUUUAUAAAAGAUAUAAUUUUAUUAUAAAAAAAUAUACAUUUUAUAUAAAAUUUUUUUAUCGACAAUCUUUCCUACAAUCGAUAAAGAAAAUCAUAAUAAAAAAACUAAUAACUUUUAAUAAUAAUUUGAGUAAAAAAAUAAUCAUUUUAAAAAAUAAAAUUACAUCAUAAUUUAAAAAAUAAAAUUAAAUUAUUUAUAGUUUUUUUAUACAAUAUUAUUGAUCAAUUACACGUUAAUAAUAAUCAAUAAAUAAUAAUUUUUACGUAUUUUCUUUAAUGAAAAAACUAUAAUUAAUUUAUUUUAUCAAUAAAUAAUUUUCAUUAAAUAUUCUAUAAAACAUCUUAACUUUUGUCAAAAAUUCAGAAAAAAAAUAAGAACUAUCAGCGUUGAUUCGUAGAAUCAUACCAGGCGUCGCCCCAACUGCAUAGGUUGCAUGAUGUUGAUGGGCCCAGCAAAGCAGUCGGAUGCUGUUGCUUGAACAGUGCAGUUGUUGUUGGGGGGAGUUAUUUCGAUCGCACGUUUCUCGUCCCUUUCUCUUUGAUCUGAUGUCACACUCUUAGCUUAGAUAUUUUUUGAGUUGGAACGUUUAUACCGGCUUCGCCAUCGCAACAUAACACAUAUGAUUGCCUGUAACUGUUUGUCUCUAUAUGUUUCUCCCUUACGAAACGACUUAAACACUCUGCAGCAUUGUAUGACGUAUUCUCGAAGUGGAGAGACUUCGUGAUUAGCGAGCCGUGUUAUCGAGUAAACGUGAAUUAACACAAGUUUCGGUAUACGAGUAUACAUCGUCUCCCGGUGAAAGAGACGUGGAAGUCGAGCAUCGUGUGUCACAAUGCACAUCGUCCUGUACUUUUUGUGACUGAACGUGAUCGGGAUAAUUCGUGGUGUAACUGCACACUAGGUUGGACUGCGUCGACAACAGGGCCGAAAAAUUGUGCGCGACAUUUUUGCUAACAACUCGGCACCGGAGAUGUCAUACUAAAAAGAUUUACGAGGUUGAUCGAGAGGGAGGGGUCGAAACUGGGCGGAAUGAUGCCCAGAUCCUGAUCGCGGAGCAUCACGGGCCCCGUAGGGGUGGGGAGGUGGACGGAAGAAGAAGACGGUAGAAGAACGGCCGGCAGCCGCCGUCGGCCACGACCUCGACGAGACCUGCCCCGUGGUCCUGGAGGGGGUGGUGGUGGAGAAUGAGCAUGUUGAGCAUAUUGCGUAGAAAUUGGGCACUACGGGUGUCGGUGGUGCUCAAUAUCUGCGUGUUGCUCUACGUAUGCGCCCAUUACGGCUCCUCCGGGCCCUGGAUCGAGGAGCCGCCGACCAACUGGGCGGCGCCGCUGCAAUCGGAGACGUUCGGCGGCGUUGAGCCGGUGAACGGCACCCAGAAGGGCGCCGCCACCUCGUCAGCUGUGCCCACGACCAAGGAGGGCGCGGGCAAGGGCGCCCGUAACGGCAACAAGACCGGCCAGAUAAGGGCGAGGCAUCUCGUUACGAGGCCGACGACCAACGACGAGGCCAGGCCUGACCCCGUCCACGGAGCUGAAUCGCGCAGGCGUAAUCAGACGGUGAAGAGCGACGCGCCUGUGAUUCAGCCAACGAUGAGCCUAAAGGAAGCUGUGCCGUGCAACGAAAAGUCGAUGGAACCAAGAAGGGCGCAACGGGGUGAUUACUGGGUCCUGUACAAUUAUGUGCCUAUGAGCAUGGCGGUGAGAUGCUGGGAGAGUGUGACGUACACCACGCACGCAGAUUACACGUUUCUGGAUAAUCUGGAACCGUUGCUGGAGCGAUGGAGGGCCCCGAUAUCGAUUGCGAUGCACGCCCCUGGAACAGACUUUGCGGCGACUCUCGACGCCAUCAAGUACUCGAGAAACUGUGGCAGCCCACUGGUCUCCCAGCUGGUCACCUUCCAUGUAUUCUUCAGUAGCAAACACGUGCCAAAAGUGGUACCCCCAACCGAGAAAGUUAUAUCCGACACGUAUAACUGCACGCUUGGACCACCAUGGAUAAACGUUACGCUUUCGAAGAUGUAUAAAAACGAGAAGAAAUUGCUAUACCCUGUGAACGUAGGCCGUAAUAUAGCGCGUGAAUCGGCGCCGACGUUCUAUGUGUUCGCCAGCGAUAUCGAGCUUUAUCCGAAUCCAGAUUUGCCGGCAAAGUUCCUCGAGAUGAUCAGAAGGAGAGACCAGCCCGCCCUCUAUAAGCCUAAUCCCAAAGUUUUUGUACUAUCCAUCUUUGAGGUGGACGAGAAGAGUCAACCGCCUAACAAUAAAACACAUUUGGUUCAGAUGUUGAAGGCUGGUACGGCUAUCCCUUUCCAUAAAAAAUUGUGUUCUGGUUGUCACAACGUUCCUCGAAGUAAAGAGUGGCAAGAAGCACCGGAAACCGAGGAUCUUCACGUGUUUCAUGUCGGCAAAAGGACUGGCAGUUUCGUUCACUGGGAGCCGAUUUUCAUCGGGACCAAUAAUGAUCCUCUGUACGAUGAGAGGCUUAGCUGGGAGGGGAAAAGCGACAAAAUGACACAGGGUUACGCGUUGUGCGUUCUCGAUUAUGAUUUUCUCAUCUUGGACAAUGCAUUCCUGGUCCAUCGGCCGGGCAUUAAAAUCUUCAAGAAGGACCCUCACCGUGAAAUGUUGACAGUUAAGACAAACGCAUUGAUAAGAAAGAUCAUCGUUCCAGAAUUGAAGAUCCUUUAUGGGAUACGAAAAGGUUGUGCCGUGUAGCCCGUAGUGAAACGAGCACAACGUGUGCUCCACAGGUGUAUUCCGAUCAAGUGGCAGCACCUGAAAUCAUUUUUGACACCUGAAAUAUCUGAAGCUCGGCGUAAGAUCAAUGGCGCUCGCAAUGCCCAAAAAUUUGGUUUAAUCGCACAUGGAGAUCAUGUUCAUCCGCCAUUUCUGAGCAUUUUCGGUGUCGAGACUAACCUAAAGAACGUUCAUUGCGAUUAAAAAAUGUCGACGGUUAAAAAUGAUGCCAAUUGAAUGGUGCCGAAAAUAAUAGUUUGUUGGUUAGGUUCUAAAGGAUAACCUUGCAAAAGUUUCAGCAAACUUCUCCUAUGAUCGUUAGUUCCUGUAAUUCCUCUUCAUUUCUCAUCAAGCUGACUUCUUCAUCUUCUUUGCAGUACAAAAGUGUGAUGGCAGCAUAAAAAGAAAAGAAAGGGAAUACUGACAUAAAAUGGGAAUCAAUUUAUUGAGAGAUUCAAAAUCGGUAGUAUAGAAAAUGCUUUUCGUGAUAAUCAUACGUAGUUGUUUUCAUUCUAAAAGAAUCAUGUUGCGUAUAUUUUUCACCUGAGAAUGUUAGGAUGAACAAUUGUACAUAUUAGCGUUUUAAAACGGUGCCUCGUAUAUACUUGUACAUUUACAAGAAUGCUGAAUGGUUUGUCGAUGAACACGUGCAUUUUUGUCUCAUUCUACAACUUCCCCGAAGAGGAAACAAUAAUGUAUCUAACGCGAACGACUGUGGUCAUAGAAAUAUGCCAAAAAGGUACACUGCUCAAGUUAAUUAAGGGAAUAUAGUGUUUGGAAAAUAAAAAAAAAAGUUCUUCAUUUUUUUUAUUAUUAUUUAAAGCAGUGCACAUAUAUUAAUAAAUCAAAACUCUGUAACUCACAAAUUUGGAUUAAAA